GGUGGACAGUCUUAAUUCAGCUUCUGCACGAGCAGCUUCGUGGAUUAGUUCCCUCCUGGUGCAUCAAGUCAAGUCUUUAUUUUUCACAUCCUCUUUCUCUAUACAACUAUAUACCCUUCGACAGAUUUAUCGUCGCACCGUCGCACAAUAAUCGCGGCGCCCGAAGCUGCACCCAAUCUUUUAUUUUCUCUUUAUCAAAAGUCUCUCUCUCUCUCUCUUUCUCUCUCUUUCUCUUUCUCUUUCUCUCUUUCUCUCUCUCUUGAAAACGGGAAGGGAAAGCGUAGUAGUACUCUUACCAAGAGUAUUAAGAUAAUUUAUUUAGUUUAAUAAUACGCGAGACGACAAGCAAGUUUUCGUUUAUUUAUUUAUUAUUCCUCGAGAAUAUUGUAUUAGUUAGUUAGUAACCGACUCGAUUUUAUUUACCUGCCUGAAACACGGGAAGCCCAUCGACGUGUAUACACGAUUCUUCCUCAAUAUUUCAAGGAGCUUCCUGUCAGCAAUAUGCCGAGUAGUAAAACAAGAAUCGCCAUAAUUGGUGGCGGUGUCGCUGGAUUGGUGGUUGCUCGCCAUACAACCGCCAAAUUGGAUACUUACAGUGUUACAUUAUUCGAGCAAACCGAUCAAGUCGGCGGAACUUGGAUCUAUACUGACGAAACUGAUGUCGAUAAACAUGGAUUACCGAUUCACAGUAGUAUGUACAAAAAUCUAAGGACGAAUCUUCCAAGAGAAAUAAUGCAGAUACCCGAUUUUCCAAUGAAGGAGGACGAAGGAUCGUCAUUUGUUCAUCACAGCAUAAUUCGAGAGUAUCUUUGGGAUUAUGCAAAACAUUUUAAUUUAUAUCCACAUAUUAAGUUGAACACAUUGGUGAAACACGUAGAGCCAGAAACUUUACGAAAUGGCCAGACGAUCUGGAUGAUCACGUAUCAGGAUUUAGAAACUAACGUGGAAACGACUAGAACGUUCGACGCCGUUGUCGUGUGCAAUGGUCAUUACACCGUAGGACACAUUCCACACAUCCCAGGCAUCGAGAGUUUUCCUGGGGAAUCCAUACACAGCCAUCAGUACAGAGUGCCGGAAAUGUUUGCCAGGAAGAAAGUUUGCAUUCUGGGUGCAUCUUGGUCUGGUAUCGAUAUCGCAAUGGAAAUCUCUCAAUACGCCGAAAAGAUAUAUUUAAGCCACAAUCUACCUGAAAGUGUUGGCUCGCAAAUGUCGAACGUCGUAGAGGAGAGGCCUGGAAUCCAAUCGAUUCAAGGAAACAUAUUCAUCUUCCGCGAUGGUUCCACUGCAGAAGUAGACAACUUCAUAUAUUGCACCGGUUAUAAAUUUACGUAUCCCUUUAUGUCGACUAAAGUUGAGAUGCGUACGGACGACAACCACGUCGAGCCGAUUUACAAACACCUGAUACACAUGGAUUAUCCGAAUUUAUUCGUGAUGGGAUUGCCCGGAAUAGUAAUUCCAUUUCCCAUGUUCCAUCUCCAAGCUCAAUAUAUUUUAGGUAUUUUGGAAGGUCAGAUCAAACUACCUUCGACCAAGCAAAUGUACGAAGAGUACGAGAAGGAGAAGAAAGCUCUGCUUGAUAGUGGAAUUCCGUUAAGGCAUAUCGUCAAACUAAAGGAACGACAAUGGGCGUACUAUGAUGAAAUAGCCGCGGCUGCCAAAAUUCCAAGCUUCCGUCCAGUAAUCAAAAAGAUCUACGAUCACUCGAACGAAAUGCGCGAGAACGAUUUCACCACUUACAAGAAUUACCAAUAUCGCAUAAUAGACGAUGAAAAUUUCGUAGCUUGUUACUGUAAACCUUGUUAAGGCUUAAACGCGAGAACCAGAUAUUUCAGAUAAUUGAUCAUUUUGAACUGAAUCAAAGUUCGCAAUUGCUUCGCAUUCUCUGUGUGAUACUGCUUGCUCUUUUUCUUUAAUUAAAAAGCAAAAGCACGUCAGCGUCUUUAUUUGUCGGGCCAGAAAUGUUAGUGUAUACAUUGUCGACGUAAAACAAUUCGUAAGACGCUAGAAACUUCGUACGCGCAAAUUCUUUUAGCGUUUCGCAUACUUCUUUACCGAGUAAAGCGUGUGUCGAGACGAGAAUGAAUACAUAUUACGAAAUCGAAUGCAUUAAGUAAUGCUUGUGGGUAUAGAAAUGCGUUUGAUGCAUUUAAGUGUCAUUUACAAGAUACGUUUCAACGCGAUUGCGAAAAUUGCACGUGUAUGUGCAUAAAGAACGCGUCAAUUGUAUUGUAUUGUAUUACUUAUAUCGAUUAAAAACAUGAACAUUGUACAUUGUACAAACUAUUAAAAAAAUAUAUAUAUAUAUAUAUUUUUACAAAUGAGA
This is a messenger RNA of Apis dorsata (giant honeybee), 2323 nucleotides long. Its product is annotated as flavin-containing monooxygenase FMO GS-OX-like 4. Lineage: Eukaryota; Metazoa; Arthropoda; Insecta; Hymenoptera; Apidae. Gene Ontology annotation, molecular function: flavin adenine dinucleotide binding; N,N-dimethylaniline monooxygenase activity; NADP binding. The coding region runs from base 502 to 1803 and encodes 433 amino acids. The transcript has 7 exons. The record is from RefSeq and is a predicted model, not a curated record.